GCACAGCGCUCGCCGGUGCACUGUGUCCCUCGGACACAGUGGAUCACGGAAAGAGCCGCAGAUGUUGGCUCGGUCAUGUGAUCAGCUGUGUCCAAUCACAACUGAUCACAUGGCACUGAUGAUCAGUGUGCCCUGAUGAUCAGUGUGGCCCCAGAAGUGCCACCUGUCAGUUCUCAUCAGUGCCACGUGCCAGUGCCCAUCAGUGCCACAUCAAUGCCAUAUAUCAGUGCAUACCAGUGCACAUCAAUGCCACAUAUCAGUGCCCAUCUCAGCUGCAUUUCAAUGUCACCCAUCAGUGCCAGUCAGUGCCACCUAUCAAUGCCAAUCAGUGCCACCUAUCAGUGCUGCCAAUCAGUGCCACCUAUCAGUGCCAGUCAGUGUCGCCUAUCAGUGCGCAUCAGC
This is a messenger RNA of Staurois parvus, 402 nucleotides long. The record is from the annotation of a GenBank genome assembly. Lineage: Eukaryota; Metazoa; Chordata; Amphibia; Anura; Ranidae.